Messenger RNA from Miscanthus lutarioriparius, 2061 nucleotides. Lineage: Eukaryota; Viridiplantae; Streptophyta; Magnoliopsida; Poales; Poaceae. The record is from the annotation of a GenBank genome assembly.
AUGGCCGUCGCCGUCGACGUCCCCUCCUGCAUCCAGCUCCUCCGCUCCUGCGGCGCGGCCGCCGGCCGGCAGCUCCACCAGCUCCUCCUCAAAUCCGGCCACGUCCCAUCCUCCCUCCCACCCACCAACGCCGUCCUCCUCAUGUACGUGCGCGGCUCUCCGCUCCACUCCCGCGACGCCCACCGCCUGUUCGACGAAAUGCCCACGAAGAACUACUUCUCCUAUAACUCCGUCAUCACCGCCCUCUUCAAGUCCGGAGACCACGGUGCGGCGCUCCGCGUGUUCCGCUCCAUGCCUGACAGGAACACCUUCUCCUGGAAUGCGGUGAUAACUGGCUUGGCUGGUGUUGGGGAUCUUGACACUGCGAGCGAGUUGCUAGAAGAAAUGCCCGUGAAGGAUGCUGUGGCUUGCCACGCUGUCUUGCAUAGGUUUGUCCGCUGUGGCCGAGUCGAUGAGGCAUUUUCUCUGCUCAAGAGGAUAGGUUCGCAGUGCAAUCCUGAUGUGAUCCCGCCAUGGAAUGACCCCUUCGUGCUUACCACAGUGGUUGGCGCCUGUGCUGAUCGGAUGAAGUAUGAGAUUGGGAGGCAAGCUCACGCCCGGUUGGUGGUUGCCAAGACCGAAAUCGAUUCGGUAUUGGCUUGCGCAUUGAUUGACAUGUAUUGCAAGUGUGGGGAUUUGGACUCCGCUCACCACGUUCUUGAUAGGUUGAAACAUGUCGAUGAAAUUUCACUGUCUGCACUUGUCUAUGGAUACACAUCUUAUGGACAGUUGCACAAGGCGUUAUGUCUUUUCGACAAGGUGGAGAACCCCAGCAUUGCUCUAUGGAGUUCUCUUAUCAGUGGCUGUGUCCCUGCCUAUCAUGGAGACAGUGCUUUUGUUCUUUUUGUAAGGAUGUUGCGGUCAGACAUGUUGCCUAACUCUUCAAUUUAUGCCAUUGUUCUGAAUACGUGUGGCUUUUUAGGCAUGUUGAAGCCUGGGCAGCAGAUGCAUGCUUGUGCUUUAAAGAGUGGGGCUAUCAAUGACUUGAUAGCAGCAAGUGCUCUCAUUGAUUUCUACUCGAAAUGCAGCCUCUGGGCAGAUGCCUGCCAAGCUUUCAGUGAACUUAGGCAUCAGGACACCAUUGUGCUCAACUCAAUGAUCACUGUAUACUCAAACUGUGGCCAAAUAGAUGAGGCUAGAAGAGUUUUUGAUAUGAUCCCUAGCAAGAGUAUCAUCUCAUGGAAUUCUAUGAUUGUUGGGUUCAGCCAAAAUGGGCAUGCUCUUGAUGCAAUGGAGCUGUUCUAUGAGAUGCAUCGGCUUGGUUUGCAGCUUGACAAUGUAGCUAUAUCCAGUGUUCUGAGUGCAUCAGGCAGUAUCUGCUCUAUAAGUUUCGGGGAGCAAAUUUUUGGUCUUGCUACUGCACUUGGCCUGCAGUCUGACCAUAUUGUAGCCUCCUCGCUCAUUGACCUGUACUGCAAAUGUGGCAACUUGGCCAAUGGAUGCAGGAUCUUCGAUGGGAUUGAUAAUCCAGACGAAGUCUUGUGGAACUCAAUGCUUAUAGGUUAUGCUUCUAACGGGUAUGGACUUGAGGCACUGAAACUUCUAAAUUUAAUGCAAAGUAGGGGUCUGAAGCCAAGUGAACGGACAUUUGUUGGUGUCCUUUCUGCAUGCUGCCAUUCUGGGCUUGUGGAAGAGGGACUGAGAUGGUUUUACCGGAUGAAGGAAGAUUUUGGUGUGAGUCCAUCAGCUGAGCAUUAUGCGUGUGUGACUGACCUGUUGGUCCGAGCAGGUCGACUGGAAGAAGCAGUUGAGUUCAUAGAGAACAUGCCUUUCAAAGCUGAUGCAAUUAGUUGGACUUCUUUUAUUGGAGGAUGCAAAGCCCAGGGCCAUGAGGCUCUGUUGCACAAGGUUGCAAACAAACUGGUGGAAACAGGACUGUCACCGCAUUCUAGUUUGUAUGUGCAGCUGUCGAGCACACUCGCAGCUCAUGGGGAUUGGGACAAAUCAGCAGAGAUUAGGAGUAUGAUGCAUGACAGAAGAAUCUCAAAGAACGCCGGCUGCAGUUGGAUUGACAGGGCAUAG